AUGACUGAAGCUAGGGCCAGUGCUGCCACUGAAGUUGUUGGGGGUAAUGAUGUUGCUGGUGACACCAUAUUUGUUGGUCAGUACUUGUUUACAGGAAGUGAAACUACUUCUGUUUGGCUUGAGGUUGAUAAAGUUGAAGGGGUUGAUGUUGUUUGCAAGAUCAAAAAUUCUGCAACCCUGGCAGGAGCACUGUUUACUUUGCAUGCAUCUCAAAUUCAUAUCGAUCUGCCUACCCUCACCGAUAAGGAUAAAGAGCACAUCAGUAGAUGGGGAGCUAGAAAUAAAAUUGACUUCCUCUCUUUAUCAUAUACAAGGCAUGCAGAGGACGUCCGUGAAGCACGUGAAUUUCUUUCUAAGCUUGGUGACCUUAGUCAAACACAAAUAUUUGCAAAGAUUGAAAACGUUGAGGGUUUGACUCACUUUGAUGAGAUCCUUCAAGAGGCAGACGGUAUUAUCCUUUCCCGUGGAAACCUUGGCAUUGAUCUUCCACCAGAGAAAGUGUUUUUGUUCCAGAAAGCUGCUCUUUACAAGUGUAACAUGGCUGGAAAACCGGCUGUGGUUACACGUGUUGUGGAUAGCAUGACUGACAAUUUACGGCCAACUCGUGCAGAAGCAACUGAUGUUGCAAACGCUGUAUUGGAUGGGAGUGAUGCAAUUCUUCUCGGUGCUGAGACCCUUCGUGGGUUAUACCCUGUUGAAACAAUAUCUAUUGUUGGUAAAAUUUGUGCCGAGGCAGAGAAGGUUUUUAAUCAAGACCUGUACUUCAAGAAGACUGUCAAAUAUGUUGGAGAACCAAUGACUCACUUGGAAUCGAUUGCAUCAUCUGCGGUACGUGCAGCUAUUAAGGUGAAGGCAUCUGUCAUUAUCUGUUUCACAUCUUCUGGAAGGGCUGCAAGAUUAAUUGCCAAGUAUAGGCCAACAAUGCCAGUCAUAUCAGUUGUGAUUCCCAGGCUAAAGACUAAUCAAUUGCGGUGGAGUUUCAGUGGCGCAUUUGAGGCAAGGCAAUCGCUUAUUGUCAGGGGUCUUUUCCCCAUGCUUGCUGAUCCCCGACAUCCUGCGGAAUCUACAAGUGCAACUAAUGAGUCGGUCCUAAAAGUUGCACUUGACUAUGGGAAGACCUCUGGGGUGAUCAAGUCACAUGAUCGGGUUGUUGUAUGUCAAAAAGUUGGAGAUGCUUCCGUGGUCAAAAUUAUCGAGCUCGAAGACUAGAGCUAGGAGGCUACCAUAUUGUCAUCUAUGGUCUAGUUGCACUUGGAUAUAUUGCCACCACAUGCUAGGAAAACUUGAUGUUAUAACAUCUUUACACAAACUACUUGACUGUAAACAGGGCUUAAUGUUGGCUGUGAGAUAUAAGUGCGGGCAAUCAAAUACUUUGUACCUUGCCAUACAUUUGUGGGCAUGCAUAUAAUUUAAUAAAAAUGGUCGUUGGUGCU
Molecule: messenger RNA, 1433 nt
Organism: Erigeron canadensis
Lineage: Eukaryota; Viridiplantae; Streptophyta; Magnoliopsida; Asterales; Asteraceae
Product: pyruvate kinase 1, cytosolic-like
Exons: 13
Coding region: 1-1209 (402 amino acids)
Biological process (GO): glycolytic process
Cellular component (GO): cytoplasm
Molecular function (GO): magnesium ion binding; potassium ion binding; pyruvate kinase activity
Source: RefSeq, a predicted model, not a curated record